Colletotrichum karsti is the source of this 5580-nucleotide messenger RNA. RefSeq lists its product as uncharacterized. The transcript has 3 exons. The coding region runs from base 1 to 5580 and encodes 1859 amino acids. NCBI's taxonomy places the organism in Eukaryota, Fungi, Ascomycota, Sordariomycetes, Glomerellales, Glomerellaceae. Gene Ontology annotation, biological process: long-chain fatty acid biosynthetic process. The record is from RefSeq and is a predicted model, not a curated record. Gene Ontology annotation, cellular component: fatty acid synthase complex. Gene Ontology annotation, molecular function: magnesium ion binding; holo-[acyl-carrier-protein] synthase activity; 3-oxoacyl-[acyl-carrier-protein] reductase (NADPH) activity.
AUGCGUCCCGAAGUCGAGCAAGAGCUUGCCCACACCCUCCUCGUGGAGCUCCUUGCCUACCAGUUCGCCUCUCCCGUCAGGUGGAUUGAGACCCAAGAUGUUUUCCUCGCCGAGAAGACCGCCGAGAGGGUGGUCGAAAUCGGUCCCGCUGAUACCCUCGGUGUGAUGGCCAAGCGCACCCUCGCCUCCAAGUACGAAGCCUACGAUGCCGCCAAGUCCGUCCAGCGUCAGAUUCUUUGCUACAACAAGGACGCAAAGGAGAUCUACUACGAGGCCGACCCUAUCGAGGAGGAACCCGAGCCGGCUGCCGCCUCUUCGAGCGCCCCCGCCGCCGCUCCCACCGCUGCUGCUCCCGCGGCUGCUGCUGCCCCUGCCGCCGCUGCUGCUGCGCCCAGCGCCGGUCCCGCUGCUGCGGUUGCCGAUGCCCCCGUCCAGGCCAUCGACAUUCUGCGAUCUCUGAUCGCUCAGAAGCUCAAGAAGCCCCUCGCUGAGGUGCCUCUGAGCAAGGCCAUCAAGGACCUUGUUGGCGGCAAGUCCACCCUCCAAAACGAAAUCCUCGGUGACCUUGGCAAGGAGUUCGGAUCGACACCCGAGAAGCCUGAAGAUACCCCUCUUGACGAGCUUGGUGCCUCGAUGCAGGCUACCUUUGACGGCCAGCUCGGCAAGCAGUCCCAGGCUCUUAUUGCCCGUUUGAUCUCCUCCAAGAUGCCCGGUGGCUUCAACAUUACCGCUGCGAGAAAAUACCUCGAGACAAGAUGGGGUCUGGGUGCUGGAAGACAGGACGGCACUCUGCUGCUGGCCAUCACAAUGGAGCCCGCCGCUCGUCUCGGCUCCGAGGCUGAUGCCAAGGCUUUCCUCGACGAUGUCACCAACAAGUACGCCACCAGCGCUGGUAUCAGCCUGACCACAGCUGCCGCUGCUCCGACCGGCGGCUCUGGCGGUGGCAUGAUGAUGGACCCUGCCGCCAUCGACGCUCUGACCAAGGACCAGCGUGCUCUGUUCAAGCAGCAGUUGGAGCUCCUCGCCAGAUACCUCAAGCUGGACCUCCGUGCCGGCGACAAGGCUUACAUCAACUCGCAAGAGUCAGAGAAGCUUCUGCAGGCCCAGCUGGACCUGUGGACGGCCGAGCACGGCGAGUUCUACGCUGCCGGUAUUGCUCCCGUCUUCAGCUCUCUGAAGGCUCGUUCCUACGAUUCUUCCUGGAACUGGGCUCGCCAGGAUGCUCUUACCAUGUACUACGACAUCAUCUUCGGCCGCCUCAAGGCUGUCGACCGUGAGAUUGUCAGCCAGUGCCUCCGCAUCAUGAACCGCGCCAACCCCACCCUCGUCGAGUUCAUGCAGUACCACAUUGACAACUGCCCUGCCGAGCGCGGCGAGACUUACAAGCUCGCCAAGGAGCUCGGUGAGCAGCUCAUCGAGAACUGCAAGGAGGUCCUCACCGCCAACCCCGUCUACAAGGACGUCGCUGUCCCCACUGGGCCCCAGACCACCGUCGAUGCCCGUGGUAACCUCCACUAUGAGGAGGUCCCCCGCGCCAGCUGCCGCAAGCUGGAGCACUACGUCCAGCAGAUGGCUGAGGGUGGCAAGAUCUCCGAGUACGGCAACCGCACCAAGGUUCAGAACGACCUUCGCCGCAUCUACAAGCUCAUCAAGGAGCAGCAUAAGGUGUCCAAGUCCUCUCAGCUUGAGAUUAAGAACCUGUACGGUGAUGUCCUGCGUUCUCUGGCCAUGAACGAGAACCAGAUCAUUCCCGACGACAGCCCCUCCAAGAAGGACAAGCCCGCUACUGGCCCCAAGGGCAAGGUCGAGACCAUCCCCUUCUUGCACCUCAAGCGCAAGAGCCUCCACGGCUGGGACUACAGCAAGAAGCUCACCGGCCACUACCUGCAGUCUCUUGAGGAGGCUGCCAAGGACGGUGUCAGCUUUGCCGGCAAGCACGCUCUCAUGACCGGUGCCGGUGCCGGUUCCAUCGGUGCUGAGGUCCUCCAGGGUCUCAUCAGCGGUGGUGCCAAGGUUGUCGUCACGACGUCUCGCUUCUCUCGUGAGGUCACCGAGUACUACCAGUCCAUGUACACUCGUUUCGGUGCCCGCGGCUCCCAGCUUGUCGUUGUUCCCUUCAACCAGGGUAGCAAGCAGGAUUGCGAGGCUCUCAUUGAGUACAUCUACGACACCAAGAACGGUCUCGGCUGGGAUCUCGACUUCAUCGUGCCGUUCGCCGCCAUCCCUGAGAACGGUCGCCAGAUUGACAGCAUCGACUCCCGCUCUGAGCUUGCUCACCGCAUCAUGUUGACCAACCUUCUCCGCAUUCUCGGCAGCGUCAAGACCCAGAAGAACGAGCGCGGCUACGAGACUCGUCCCGCUCAGGUCGUCCUGCCCCUCUCCCCCAACCACGGUACCUUCGGUAACGAUGGUCUGUACUCCGAGUCCAAGCUCGCCUUGGAGACUCUGUUCAACAGAUGGCACUCUGAGGACUGGGGUCACUACCUCACCAUUUGCGGUGCCGUCAUUGGCUGGACCCGUGGUACUGGUCUCAUGAGCGGCAACAACAUCGUUGCUGAGGGUGUUGAGGCUUUCGGCGUCCGCACCUUCUCCCAGCAGGAGAUGGCCUUCAACCUGCUCGGUCUCAUGUCCCCCGCCAUUGUUGACCUCUGCCAGAGCGAGCCCGUCUUUGCCGAUCUCAACGGUGGUCUCCAGUUCAUCCCUGACCUCAACCAGACGAUGACCAAGCUCCGCAAGGACAUCAUGGAGACCAGCGAGGUCCGCCGCGCUGUCACCAAGGAGAACUCUAUUGAGAACAAGGUCGUCAACGGCCCCAACUCGGAGGCUCUCUACAAGAAGAAGACUGUCGAGCCCCGUGCCAACAUCAAGUUCGACUUCCCCACUCUUCCCGACUGGGACGACGAGAUUGCUCCUCUCAACGACCGCCUCAAGGGCAUGGUCGACCUCGAGAAGGUUGUCGUCGUCACUGGUUUCGCUGAAGUCGGACCCUGGGGUAACUCCCGCACCCGUUGGGAGAUGGAGGCCUACGGUGAGUUCUCCAUUGAGGGUUGCAUUGAGAUGGCCUGGAUCAUGGGCCUGAUCAAGAACCACAACGGCCCCAUCAAGGGCAAGCCCGCUCCCUACUCCGGCUGGGUUGACGCCAAGACUGGCGAGCCUGUCGAUGACAAGGACAUCAAGCAGAAGUACGAGAAGUUCAUCCUCGAGCACUCUGGUAUCCGUCUCAUCGAGCCCGAGCUUUUCGGUGGAUACGACCCCAACCAGAAGGAGCUUCUCCACGAGGUCGUCAUCGAGGAGGACCUCGAGCCCUUCGAGGCCUCCAAGGAGACCGCCGAGGAGUUCAAGCGCCAGCACGGUGACAAGGUCGAGAUCUUCGAGAUCCCCGAGUCUGGAGAGUUCACUGUCCGCAUGCGCAAGGGUGCUGCUCUCUGGAUCCCCAAGGCGCUCCGCUUCGACAGACUUGUCGCUGGCCAGAUCCCCACUGGUUGGGACGCCAAGAGAUACGGUAUCCCCGAGGACAUCGUCUCUCAGGUCGACCCCGUCACUCUCUUCGUCCUCGUCUCAGUUGCCGAGACUCUCUUGUCCGCCGGUAUCACCGACCCGUACGAGUUCUACAAGUAUGUCCACGUCUCUGAGGUGGGUAACUGCAUUGGUUCCGGUAUGGGUGGUGCUGGCGCUCUCCGCGGCAUGCACAGAGACCGCUUCCUGGACAAGCCCGUCCAGAACGACAUCCUCCAGGAGUCCUUCAUCAACACCAUGGCCGCCUGGGUUAACAUGUUGUUGAUCUCUUCCUCCGGACCCAUCAAGACCCCCGUCGGUGCUUGCGCCACUGCCGUCGAGUCCGUCGACAUUGGUUACGAGACCAUCAUGGAAGGCAAGGCUCGCGUUGUCUUCGUCGGUGGUUUCGAUGACUUCGGUGAGGAGGGCUCGUACGAGUUCGCCAACAUGAAGGCCACCAGCAACGCCGUUGACGAGCUUGCUCACGGCCGCACCCCUGCCGAGAUGUCGCGUCCCACCACCACCACCCGUAACGGCUUCAUGGAGUCCCAGGGUUGCGGUGUUCAGCUGAUUAUGACCGCCAAGCUUGCCCUCGACAUGGGCAUGCCCAUCCACGGUGUCCUGGCCCUCACCACCACCGCCACCGACAAGAUUGGCCGCUCCGUCCCUGCUCCUGGUCAGGGUGUCUUGACCACUGCUCGUGAGAACGCUGGCAAGUUCCCUUCGCCCCUGCUCGACAUCAACUACCGCCGCCGUCAGAUCAACCUUCGCAAGAAGCAGAUCAAGCAGUGGCAGGAGUCUGAGCUUGAGUAUCUGUACGAUGAGGUCGAGGCCAUGAAGGCCCAGGGCUCUGAAUUCAACGAGAAGGAGUACGCCCACAACCGUGCCGAGCACAUCAAGAAGGAGGCCGAGCGUCAAGAGAAGGAGGUCCUCCGCAGCCUGGGCAACAACUUCUGGAAGAACAACCCUGAGAUCGCUCCUCUCCGUGGUGCCCUCGCCACUUGGGGUCUCACCAUUGAUGACCUUGCGGUCGCUUCCUUCCACGGAACAUCCACCAAGGCCAACGACAAGAACGAGUCUUCUGUCAUUUGCCAGCAGCUCCGCCACCUUGGUCGCAAGGAGGGUAACGCCGUCAUGGGUAUCUUCCAGAAGUACCUCACUGGUCACCCCAAGGGUGCUGCCGGUGCCUGGAUGAUGAACGGCUGCUUGCAGGUCCUGAACACUGGCUUGGUUCCUGGUAACCGCAACGCCGACAACGUCGACCCUAUCAUGGAGCAGUUCGACAUGAUUGUCUACCCCAGCCGCAGCAUUCAGACCGACGGCAUCAAGGCCUUCUCCGUCACCUCUUUCGGCUUCGGUCAGAAGGGCGCCCAGGCCAUCGGUGUUCACCCCAAGUACCUCUUCGCCACCCUCGACGAGAAGACGUAUGACGAGUACGCCUCCAAGGUCCAGGCCCGCCAGAAGAAGGCGUACCGCUUCUUCCACAACGGUCUCAUCAACAACACCCUCUUCGUUGCCAAGUCCAACGCGCCUUACACCGACGAGCAGCUCAGCAAGGUUCUGCUCAACCCCAAUGCUCGCGUGACCGAGGACAAGAAGACCUCCACCAUUUCUUACCCCUCCAACUUCAUGAAGGCGUCUGAGAAGACCGUGUCCCCCACGGCGUCUCAAGCCACGCAGGACAUGAUGGAGGCUCUGGCCAAGAAGGUGGCGUCCAAGAACAGCAACGUCGGUGUUGAUGUCGAGGACAUCUCUGCCAUCAACAUUGAGAACGAGACCUUCAUUGAGCGCAACUUCACUGCUGGCGAGAUCCAGUACUGCAAGUCGGCGCCCAGCCCCCAGAGCUCGUUCGCCGGCCGCUGGAGUGCAAAGGAGGCCGUCUUCAAGUCUCUUGGUGUUUCCAGCAAGGGUGCUGGCGCACCAUUGAAGGACAUUGAGAUUGCGAAGGAUGAGUCGGGUGCCCCGUCGGUCAAGCUUCACGGUGAUGCCGCCGCCGCCGCCAAGAAGGUCGGUCUGAAGGAUAUCAGCGUCUCCAUUUCACACUCGGAGUCGCAGGCGAUCGCUGUCGCCAUCGCAAACUUUUAA